Molecule: messenger RNA, 166 nt
Organism: Acaulospora morrowiae
Lineage: Eukaryota; Fungi; Glomeromycota; Glomeromycetes; Diversisporales; Acaulosporaceae
Source: the annotation of a GenBank genome assembly
CAGUAACUCAAUACCGGUUAAUACUGAAGACUCUAUUGCAAAGCAAUGGCUCUUCGAGCCUACAAAAAAAAUAAGUAGUGAGGAUCUGAAUACAUUGUAUAAAAAAGAAGCCAGAAGAGAUGAAAGAAAUAAAGCGAAGAUGACUUGCCUAUUAGCUACUACUUAG